This is a messenger RNA of Gavialis gangeticus (Gharial), 2720 nucleotides long. RefSeq names its product apolipoprotein O like (gene APOOL). The transcript has 9 exons. NCBI's taxonomy places the organism in Eukaryota, Metazoa, Chordata, Crocodylia, Gavialidae. The record is from RefSeq and is a predicted model, not a curated record. Gene Ontology annotation, cellular component: MICOS complex. Bases 81 to 956 code for a protein of 291 amino acids. Gene Ontology annotation, biological process: cristae formation.
CGCGAAGGGCCCGGCUGGUUGCUUGGUCCUCCUGCUUUGCCGUAGGCAGCCAGCACCUAGGAGGCGCUGCUGCCGCCAACAUGGCGGCCAAGAUGGCCAAGCUGGUAGCUGUCCCUUGUGCUCUGGCAUGUACAUCUAUUAGUGUGUAUGCUGCAACAGAAGAAGAAUCAAAAACCCACCCAAUAAAGCCAAAUCAGCUUCCCAUUUAUUGUGCACCGCCUCUGAAAUCUAAAUACAUUGAAGAAAAACCUGGUCGUUUGCAGAUGGGCUUUUCUACAUUAAGAAAGGCAGCUAGUCGCUAUGCUAAAUGGAUCACGGAUGCCUAUGUCUUCGUUAAAAAUGGAAUAAUGGAUUCAGUCCAAUUUGGCAAAGAUACAUAUGUUUAUCUGAAGAAUCCACCUCCAGAAUUUCUUCCAAAAGUUGGUGUAAUUACAAUUUCAGGCCUAUCUGGUAUAGUCCUCGCAAGAAAAGGUUCUAGAUUUAAGAAAAUUGUUUAUCCAUUAGGACUUGCCACUUUAGGCAUAUCAGUUUGUUACCCAGCUCAGUCGGUAAAAAUUACUAAGGUAACAGGGAAAAAUGUAUAUUCUGCAAGCCAUCAAACGUAUGAAACAAUAAAAUCAUUGUGGACAAAAAGCUCUUCUGUCAAAGAAGAAGGCACAAAGCUUAGUUCGCAUCUUCAAGUGCUGGAACCACUUGUAGAAGGAGGUAGUAAAAGUGCAGAGGUUCAUAAAACAACCCCUGAAUCUCAGGUGACAGUAAAACUACCUCCUAUAACAGAAUUUGCUGCCAUGAAGAUUCAGAGCCCCCAAAAUGCAACAUCUGUGUCAGCAGAAAUAAAAAUUCCAAAUGCAGUCUCAGAUGUAGUGAAGACAACGAAAUUUAAACCUGACCCAAGGCUUAUGGAUCAUGGUCAGUCCAACCCAGAAGAUGUGGAUAUGUAUAGUACUAGAAGCUAAGGUGGCUAUUUGCAGGUCUAUGGAAACUCCUAAAGAUGUCAAAUUAAAAUGGAAGGAUUAAUGAUUGUAUGAUUGGUACUGUGUGUAGCAUAAUUUAAUCAGGUAUUUUCUAAAAUCUCAAUGUGUACAGUUUUGUCCUUGUCUGUGGCACAUUUUGUUUCUUACUACCUAUAAGAAGUUAACAAAGAAUUCAGUUUUAUGUUAAUUAUUUUGAAUUAUAAUUAGCUUUGUGAUACCGAGAAUUAGCUUUUUCUCAAUAUAUGCUUUCAGUAGAGUGUAUCAGGAUUGUUAGUGCCAAGUUCUUAAUAAUCAUAAAUCACCCUUUCAGGGAAUAUUUCAAAAUGGAAAUAUAUUUCCAUUUUCCCUCUGGCCAGUUGUUUAAAGAUGGCAAGAAAUCUUCUUUUAUCUUUUGUUUUUCUCACCUUGUUUCUAGCUCUGUAGUCAUAUGGCAGCACUUGCCCACUGUGUUGGACUAAUUAGUGCAGCUGAAAUACUAAUACAAAAGUAUCUGUACUGCUUCUAGUUAUAGGAGGCAGCCCAUGUGGAACAGAGCAUGUUUGAAGGUGGUGCUGCUGCCCUGGCCUGGUAAGUUUCCAGUAUAAACCUGCCUUAAAAGAUGUUGGGCAGUAGUUGGUGAAUCCUGAGUCCUUGUCAACUUCUUAAGUAAGAGCAUGGGUGAUUUUGCAUCGAUUCCCCUAGGUUCUAGUAGUGAGUGAGUCGAUACAAAGAUAAUGGAAUAACAGUCAGCUUAUCAGAAAACGGAUUCAACUAUGGGGUUACCCAGCACCAUUGAGAAGAGAGAUCCUUUGCAAGAGAUACAGAGGAAGCCCAUGGGGAAACAAGAGGGACACAACAGAGGUUGACCCACGUUGUUUCCCAAGAAAUGUUGCAGAUCUCCCUGGAAUCCAUUGAGUACCUCCCCACAUUUAUUACCCUUCAACUUCUGACCUGAGGAAGGUUUUUCUAGUCAACACCCAACCUGACCUCCACACACUGAGAAAGUAGUUUGCUACUGCCCAAGGCAGGGAAGGACACAAAGGAGAGAGUGUGCCCGAACAUAAUAUACAACUUUGCUGUUUCUUAAGCACAUUGUUCCCAAGAGAAAAGUGAUGUGUUAUAAUAUAAAAAGGAUUUCUAGUAGUCAAAUAGUAUCCAAGAAAUACAUUGGACUAUCUUCUAGGUAAUUGCUUCAGAAUCCUCUAAGAUAUCUCAUGAAAUGACGAGAGAAAAAAAAUCAAUGUAUGGCUUAUGAGGUUGUAUGUCAGCCUAUACCUUGUUAAUAGAACACUGAAUAAGGAACUUCCACAAGAAUUUUUUACUUUUUCCCGGGGAUGGGAUGUCAUGAUGUUGUUUUCCCAGAAGAUGUUUCUGGGUGGGUGGACAUCUGUACCGGGGCAUAUAUACCCUAUGCAGCAACAACUGAAUGAGGGGCCUAAUUAAGUUGCCCGUUGUAGCCAAGCUGCCAGUUUGAAACAGGUGUGAUAAAAGACUACAGCUCAGUCAGAAAGGGGCAACAGAGAAUCUGCAGGCUGCCGUAGAUAGGCUUCAGAAAUUUGGGUUGAGAGAGGUGGUUGAAGGAGCAAUCUAAUAUUAUUAAAGCAUGAAAAAUGAUAGGUAAAGUAAGAGUUAUUUUGGUAAUAUGCAUGUUUACUUUAAAUAUAAAUAGGCAUGCAGGAUAGUCCACACAGUACAGUAACACUUUUGUAAUGUAUCUGUUUGGUGCAGAUAGAGAGGUGGAACAAAAUUAAAGAUGAGCCAGUCUCA